AUGUCAGAGAUGACUGUUGUAUCAGAAAUAUAUGAUGAAUACAGUUACAAAACUGAUAGUGCCCCAAGUAGAAAAGGAAAUGUCAUAUCCCAAUUUCCAUUUUUAUUACCAAAAGAAAAAGCUAAGCGCACUUUUGAUGAAGAUGAUGAUUUGGAUUUUGAAAGGCCAAGUAGAGAAGUUGUAAAAAUUGAACACAGUUUUAAAACGAAAAUUGCCUUAGUGGGUCUUCAAGUAUGGAGAGGAGCAUUUUUGUUAGGCGACUUGUUAAUCAAUUUAGGAGUUAAUGGUGAAUUAGAUGGAAAGACUAUUUUAGAACUGGGUGCUGGAACUGGCCUUACAAGUUUUGUCGCCGGUAUUUACGCGAAGAAAGUUGUUUGCACUGAUAUUGAUUUAGGUGGUAUUCUGGAUUUAAUAAAAAUAAAUGCUAGAUGCAAUUCCAAGUUAAUUAAAUCGGAAUUUAUAGUGUUGCCCCUUGAUUUCACAAAUCUUCACUGGAAUCCUGCUUUAUUUAAAGAAAUACAACAAACUGAUAUUAUUAUCGCUGCUGAUGUAAUCUACGAUGACGACGUUACGUCAGCAUUUGUAUCGACAGUUCAGAAAAUACUUGACACAAAUCCACCAAAGACAAUAUAUAUAGUUCUAGAGAAGCGCUAUGUUUUUACCAUAGAGCAUAUGGAGUCUAUAGCUCCAUGCUACGAAACAUUCCUAGCCUUAUUGGAUAAGGUUAAAUGCGAUUGGAUAGUUGAACAACUCCCACUCAAUUUCCCCAAAUACUUUACGUAUGAUCGCGUAAAAGAAUUAGUUUUAUGGAAGAUAAGCUCUAAAUGA
Molecule: messenger RNA, 828 nt
Organism: Pieris macdunnoughi
Lineage: Eukaryota; Metazoa; Arthropoda; Insecta; Lepidoptera; Pieridae
Source: the annotation of a GenBank genome assembly